AUGUGUGUGAGACGAGACUGUCCGCUGAAGACCCUCUUCACGGUCGCGGUCCUCGCGGCCGCCGCGGCCGGAAGCCACGGGCAAGGCCCAAAGGAAAGCAAUGGCAUCAGUAAGAAAACACUGGACCGAGACAGGGACCUCUUCACAGACUCACCAACGCAGGACACAGAGAGCGAAGUCCACUUGGUUACCACUGUCUCCCCAAACAUCCCCAACCACCGGCCAGUCCUCAAGGGCUUGCUGCUUCAUGAGUACCUACUGACAAGGGACUUCCAGGGGGACCAGCACUUUUUUAGGAUGGAUGGCUCUGUGGCUGCAUAUCCCACCAUGCCGGGCUCUGUGUCUGCCUUUGAUGCAGGAGACCCUGCCACUCAACUGGUGCCCCAUGAGGAUGCCCCAGCCUUUUCAGACAUUGCCACUACUGCGACUCUGGCUGCCACCUCUCCACUGACCACAUUCUCUCCCACAACACCAAGGCCACCUAUGUCUCUCCCUCAAAAUAAGUCCUCUAAGGAGAAGAACAGGGGGGCAGACCAGGUAGAGCCAUCAACAGACUCCAUAACCACUCAAGUGACACCAAAUAAUAGAGGUUCAGGCAGUGAAAACAACCCAGUGGCUUACUUAUCCUCGCAGAGAAGUCGGCCUCAAAGGCAGAGUGCUUUUCCUGUAGGCACCACCCUUGCGCCCUUCUCAAUGAGGAUGGAGAAGGGGGAAGCUAGGGAAACACCAGUGAAAUACAAAACCAGUCAUGAUCACCCACUCCCCAACCUAACUGAAGUGUCCCGAGUGGAAGGUAUGACCACAACGUCCACAACUGUUAUCACAACUACCACCAUCAGCAUCACACAAACAUCAGAGUCAUGCGGUCUGAAUUUCACUGACCCUGAGGGUAACAUCGAAAUCCUGCAGCAACUUGACUCUGGAGUGGAGUGCAACUACUUGGUGACUGUCUACCUGGGAUAUGGCAUUGAGGUUCAGGUGCUAAAUGUGAGUGUGUUGGAGGGAAAGCAGGUGACAGUGGAGGAUACGGGUGGCCGAGAACCCUUUCUCCUUGCCAAUGAGUCAGUCUUGAUGAGGGGCCUCGUACUACGCAGCUGGAGCAACCAGAUCUCCAUCCGUUUUCGUAGUGACCAGCAGUACAGCUCUGGAUUCCUCCUGCUGCAUUACCAAGCCUUUGUGCUGAGCUGCGCAUUCCCCAAAGAGCCUGCUGGUGGAGAAGUAUCGGUGACACACCUCCAUGCUGGGGGAGAAGCCUAUUUCCGUUGUUUCACCGGCUACAAGUUGCAAGGCCCCAAAAUGCUCACAUGUCGCAAUGCCACUACACCUUACUGGAGUGGAAAGGAGCCUCAAUGUGUAGCAUCCUGUGGGGGAAUGAUAAAAAAUGCUACCUUUGGUCGUAUAGUCUCUCCUGGUUUCCCUGGCAACUACAGCAACAAUCUGACAUGCCACUGGGUCCUGGAGGUCCCUGAAGGCCAUCGGCUUCAUAUUCACUUUGAGAAGGUGGCUCUGGCAGAGGACGAUGACAGGCUGCUGAUUAAGAAUGGCAACAACAUAGACUCUCCCCCUGUGUAUGACUCCUAUGAGGUAGAGUAUUUGCCCAAUGAGGGUGUGCUCAGUACUGGACGUUACCUGUUUAUAGAGUUCACCACAGACGGAACAGUAACUUCCACUGGUGCAGCCAUCAGAUAUGAAGCUUUUGCAAAAGGUAUGUGCUACGAACCCUUUGCGAAAUAUGGCAACUUCAGCAGCAGUGACUCCACUUACGGUGUGGGUGCAGUGGUUGAAUUUUCAUGUGAUCCCGGCUACACGCUAGAACAAGGCUCCGUAGUGAUUGAAUGUGUGGACGCCCAAAACCCACAGUGGAAUGAGACUGAGCCAGCCUGUAGGGCUGUGUGCAGCGGGGAGAUCACAGACUCUGCCGGUGUGGUGCUGUCUCCUAAUUGGCCUGAGGCCUAUGACAAGGGGCAGGAUUGCAUCUGGGGUAUCCAUGUGGAAGAAGACAAGAGGAUCAUGCUUGACAUCCAAGUACUCCACGUGGGUAAGAAUGACCUGCUGACCUUCUAUGAUGGUGAUGACCUCACAGCCAACAUCCUGGGUCAGUACAGCGGCACGCGGCCACACUUCAAGCUCUAUACGUCCAUGGCUGAUGUCACUAUUCAGUUUCAGUCAGAUCCUGCCACCAACAUCUAUGGCUACAACAACGGCUUUGUGGUGCACUUCUUUGAGGUGCCAAGGAACGACACCUGCUCUGAGCUGCCGGAGAUAACCAAUGGCUGGAAAAGCACAUCCCACCCUGAUCUAAUCCACGGUACUGUCAUCACUUACCAGUGCUACCCUGGAUAUGAGCUGGUAGGCUCUGAGAUCCUCAUGUGCCAGUGGGAUCUUACUUGGAGCGGUGACGUGCCGAGAUGUGAGGAAGUUAUGACGUGUCAGGACCCUGGAAAUGUGGAGCAUAGUCGUAAGGUGAUCACAGGCAGCCGCUUCACGGUUGGAUCGACAGUGCAGUUUAUCUGCAAUAAAGGCUACAUCCUGUCUGGCAGCAGCCUCCUCACCUGCUACAACCGAGAUUCAGCCACGCCCAAGUGGAGCGAGAGGCUGCCCAAGUGUGUCCCUGAAAAGUACGAGCCAUGCAGGAACCCCGGCGCUGCCUCCACCAGCGUGCAGAGCUCUGAGAAGGCCUUCUACCAGGCAGGAGAGACACUGACCUUCUCCUGCCACUCAGGCUACGAGCUGCAGGGUGAGGCCACCAUCUACUGUGUCCCUGGACACCCGUCACAGUGGAAUAGCACUCCCCCAGCCUGCAGAGCAUCGUCAACCCAGCAUGUGAACGAACGCAGGUUAGAUGCUGUUAAUAGCAAUUAUGACAUGGAGGGAACCAAUAUUGCCCUUGCAGUUUUUAUUCCAACUGCAAUCAUCUUGGUGGUUGUCCUCGGGAUAUAUGUCUACUUUGCAAAACUGCAGGGGAAGGCUAUCAGAAUGCCAACAUCCUCGCCACCAUAUGACAAUAUGACAGAAGAGUCAGAUUUCGACAACCCUAUAUAUGAGAGUGGAGUAAGUACAGAUGUCAUGAGCAUGCAAGACGUGGAUUCACAGAACACCAGUGUGCUGUCCUGAUCCUUUCCCAUAUGGCUGUCACCCUGUCCUCAUCUCAUCUUUUGCCAGCAGAGGGCACCUUCCACCUCAUGCUUCCUCACUAUGUCAGUCAUCAGUAAGGGCUAAUGGUAUUAGCCGAUGAUGUUGCUCAUAAAAAUAUAAAGAGAGAACACGUUCCCCUCAAACCACUCUGAGUUCAGAGCUUAUUUGCUUCCUGGAUUUCCACACUUCAUCCACUUGGAGGAGUGACACUAGCACGUUGGCCUUACAGUGUGUUGUUCACAUUGUGGUAUGUUAUCUCUUACCCAUGUCAUAUGCAUGUAUCAUGUUGCAUGCUGCAUUCACACCAGGUGGGUAAAUGCACAUUUUUUGGUCUAAACUGCUCUGGACAAAUGGAACUGUGGUUUUAUUUAAAAAGAACAGUAUCAAUCUUUCAUAGAUGUUAUUCAUUUGAAAUGAAUAGAUUCCACACAUCUAGCAAAGGUGUGAUGGCAGGCUUCACUUUGUCAAAGACAAUGGGCCAAUCACAGAAAUCGCUAUUUUACUUUGAAAAGAUAUUCAGUCAUUUUAAGCUUUCACUGUAUCUUCCAGUGCUUAUGUUUCCAACUGACUGAAAAUUCACAACACUGUAUAGUAUAUAUACAGUUAACCCAACUACGAUAUAGCUAUAGGCUGCUGUGUGAGUAGUGACUAUAUGUAUAUGAGUCUUUUAUUGUUCGUUAUUCUUUUCAUGUGCUGGUCUCAAUCGUGACCGGCAGGACCUUUCAUCUUUUUUUUCCCCUGCUCCUUCAGCACUGGCAGACUCAUUCUAGAUACUAAACCGAGUCAGUCUGUCCAUUUUGGCUGUACUACAGAACAACUAUGAGGUGAGAUCUCCUUCUGACGCUGAGAGCACAUCUCACUCUCUGUCCACUGACCCUUCAGCCACACAUUUUUGACUACCUCUCCCAACCUGCCGCACAUUCUGAUCUAGUUUCAGUGUAAAACUUCAAUUGGCACUUUGUAGGCAUAUUUAUCUGCGACAGAUCCAGUCAUUCUGCUCUUACCUUCUUGAGACUUUAUGUCUAAAACUACAUUUCUCUAUUUACAAUUAGAAAUUGCCUAUGGAGAAAUACAAAUCGUUUUUGUUUACACCUACAAUAAUGGACAAAAGAAAAGAAGCUUGUUUGAAGCCACUACUCUCCCUCGCUGCAUCGCUGUCAUCCUAAAAUUUCAGUAAAGCUGAUAAUGGUGUUGCUUUAUCAUACAAGAAAAACUGUAUGCGUGUUUGUAACAUCAAUGUCACAUGCAUACAGGUCAAAUUUUGUUAAUAGCUUUUGCAGAACCUUACUUUAGGGUAUAUAACUGAUUAUCUAGUUUGAUAAAGUAGCUGAAGUUGCCUACAGAUGAAUAAAUGUAGAAAAGAUGGGGAAUAAUUGGGAUAAACAAUUGUUAAAGACUAUUUUGAAACAAAGUUUGAAACAAAGUUAAUGUACAUACAGCAUUUACAAAUUACCACACAAAAGGCAAAGGUAUUACUGAUACAGGAGCAACGGGAGGUUUGUCAAUUACUUGAUGACACUAUUGAUAAUAAAUAGUAAUGAGUAAUAAAUAAUAAUUUAUAACUGUCCACCCUAAAGUAAAGUACCAACAUAUCCAACAAUCUGUCUUCUCAUAAUGUAAUUGUUUCUGUUUUGGUCAUGUUCAUAUUGAAUUGUUGCUAUUGCAGUGUAUAUUUUCUCAUUUCAGGUUUAAUAAGUAUUUUAUAAUAAGUCGAGUAGUAACUGUGGAUAUACCUGUACUAUAAAGUUUUUUUU
Xiphias gladius (swordfish) is the source of this 4889-nucleotide messenger RNA. Its product is annotated as seizure protein 6 homolog. Gene Ontology annotation, biological process: regulation of dendrite development; synapse maturation. Lineage: Eukaryota; Metazoa; Chordata; Actinopteri; Istiophoriformes; Xiphiidae. The coding region runs from base 1 to 3114 and encodes 1037 amino acids. The transcript is spliced from 16 exons. The record is from RefSeq and is a predicted model, not a curated record. Gene Ontology annotation, cellular component: dendritic spine; endoplasmic reticulum; neuronal cell body.